UUGACUGUGGGUCGUGUACGGUGUGGGGUGCGUUUGGGGCUUCGGUGCAGCCUCAAUUCUUUACAUAGAAAGCCAAACUCUUGUUGCCGGAUAAGCAGAAAUUCUGUUCUAUUUACCACUGCAAGCAAUCCUUCAUCAGCGGCCUCUGGAGGAUUUUAUCGAGUCUUGAAUACAAGCGAUCGCMAUGUUGUUCAUAACGUGUGCUGUCAAACUAUAUUCCUAACGAGAUCUACAAGCAGUUGGUUUAAUCCACGGAGGUAUUCUGGUUCCCAAAAAAAUGAUGACAGUAACUCAAGUAGUUCAUCAGAAAGCAGUAAUAAUGACAACCAAGAUGACAAUGGUGGUAAUAACAUCAAAGAUGAACAUGAACCAGUGAUUGAGGACAAGACAGCGGCCAAUGUCGACCCUUCCCAGGGUGCACUUGCACAGAUGACRGUWCCUGAGGUAUUCCCAGAAGUACCUGUCAUCCCAGUCCACAGGAAUCCAGUUUUUCCUCGUUUUGUGAAAAUGUUAGAGAUAAGUGACAAAUCCCUGAUGGACUUGCUSAGGCUAAAAUGCCGACAUGCACAGCCCUAUGCAGGAGCAUUUUUGAAAAAAGAUGACAGCAAUGAAGCUGAAGUUAUCACCAAGCUAGAUGAGAUUUACAAGAUUGGAGCCUUUGUCCAGAUAACAGAAGUUCAUGACAUGGGAAACAAAAUGAGAAUGGUGAUCCUUGGCCACAGGAGAAUUCAGAUAAUGGAAGUGGCUGCAGAUCCUGAUCAUGUUGAAUUGUCCAAGAAAACACCAGUCAACAKUGUAAAAGAUGAGACAUCAGUGGAUGUUUCUGAUAAUGCUAAGGAAAGUACUGAUGCCAUAACAGGCAAAGAUGAAACUGAAAGCCUUAGUGAUGCAUUAAAACCAAUACUWAUGGUUAGAGUUGAAAAUGUAUUGCAUCAGCCAUACAAGAUGACCCAGGAGAUUAAGGCCCUCUCAGCAGAGAUGAUAAAAACGAUAAAAGAAAUUAUAUCAUUAAAUCCAUUGUACAAAGAGUUUUUGGCUCAGCUCAUUGAGGGUGGAAAAAAAGUAGUUGACAAUCCWGUUCACUUGUCUGACUUUGGUGCUGCUCUGACUAGUGCAGACUCCAAUCAACUUCAGGAAGUCCUAGAYGAAACAGACAUCCCAAGAAGGCUGAGAUUAACUCUAGAACUGUUGAAAAAAGAGCUUGCAGUCUGCAUGCUACAGCAGCAACUUGGAAAYGAGGUUGAAGAGAAAGUAAAUAAGCACCAGAAAAAGUUUCUUCUCCAAGAGCAGUUGAAAAUWAUCAAAAGGGAGCUUGGRCUUGAAAAAGAUGACAAGGAAGCUGUUGGAGAGAAGUUUCGKGAUAGAAUCAAAGACCUUYUWGUCCCAAACCAUGCCAUGGAAGUUAUCGAAGAGGAACUUGGAAAACUGUCAUUUCUUGAUAAUCACUCAUCAGAAUUCAAUGUAACAAGAAAUUAUCUCGACUGGCUCACAAGUGUACCAUGGGGAAUCCACAGCCAAGAAAACCUUGAUAUCAAACGUGCAAAGGAAGUGUUGGAUGAGGAUCAUUAUGGACUGCAGGAUAUUAAAGAUAGGAUCUUAGAAUUUAUUGCUGUUAGCCAACUCAAUAGCAGUAUCCAAGGAAAAAUUCUUUGCUUUACUGGUCCUCCAGGUGUUGGAAAAACAAGCAUAGCUAAGUCAAUUGCUCGAGCUCUAAAUAGACAGUAUUUCCGCUUUAGUGUUGGAGGAAUGACAGAUGUUGCUGAAAUCAAGGGACACAGGAGGACAUACAUUGGUGCUAUGCCAGGGAAAAUAAUCCAAUGUCUGAAYAAAACAAAGACUGAGAAUCCAUUGAUUCUCAUUGAUGAGGUUGAUAAGAUGGGUCGUGGUAUACAAGGAGACCCUGCAUCAGCUUUGCUAGAAUUARUAGACCCUGAGCAAAAUAUUGGAUUUCUUGACCACUACCUUGAUGUUCCUGUUGACUUAUCAAAGGUCCUGUUCAUUUGUACAGCAAACGUAACAGACACUAUUCCAGGUCCAUUGAAAGACAGAAUGGAGAUAAUUCAUGUAUCAGGAUAUGUGGAAGAUGAAAAGAAGUCAAUAGCAAAGUCAUAUUUGAUUCCUCAAGCAAGAGAAAAAACAGGGAUUAAAGAAGAACAAGUGAAUUUGCAUGACAGUGCUUUAGAAAGCGUCAUCAAAUCUUACUGCAGAGAAAGUGGUGUUAGAAAUUUGCAAAAACAUAUAGAAAAGAUUUUUAGGAAAGCAGCUCUCAAGAUUGUCCAGGGUGCAGAUGGUACUGUGCAAAUUACACCUGAAUCCUUGAAAGAUUAUGUCGGCAAUGCAGUGUUUAAUUCAGAUCGAAUUUAUGACCWGACGCCACCUGGCGUAGUUAUGGGACUUGCUUGGACAUCUCUAGGUGGUUCGACAUUAUACAUUGAGACAUCACUUGGUGAUGUGCUAGAGAAAGAUYAGGASAGCCAUGGGUCUGGGUCACUGAGUGUUACGGGACAACUUGGUGAAGUAAUGAAAGAGAGUUCACAAAUAGCUUACACUUUUGCCAAGGGUUUCCUGGCAAAGGAAGACGCUAAUAAUGAUUUCUUUAAAAAGGCAAAAAUCCACCUACAUGUCCCAGAGGGGGCAACACCCAAGGAUGGUCCUUCAGCRGGAUGCACAAUAAUCUCAGCCUUAUUGUCCUUAGCAAUGGAUAAACCAGUCAGACAAAAUGUAGCCAUGACAGGAGAAGUGUCCCUUACUGGGAAGAUUUUGCCUGUUGGUGGCAUCAAAGAAAAAAUAAUUGCCGCUCGUCGUGCUGAUGUGAAUUGUAUCAUCCUUCCAGAGGGAAAUAAAAAAGACUUUGCCGAUCUGCCAGAGUUUGUCAAAGAGGGAAUAGAAGUUCACUUUGUCCCCCAUUAUAAUAAUGUCUUUAAUAUUGCAUUUGAGACAUCAUGACAGUGAAACCACACACUUAAAUAUUUAUGAAUUUACUGUAAAGUUUUGCUGGCUUUUGCAAAUGCUGAGAUGUUACUUACAAUGACCUCUCAUCAUUAGGUUAGCUCUCAUUACUAUUUGAUAUCCACAUCUGCAGAAGUCAUGUGUAGAAAUGCAGUAGUUUUUAUUUCACAGUCACGUUGAAAUUGCUCUAGAUCAACUUAAAGUUGAAARAUCACCAGAUAUGCAGUAUUAACUGCUUAACUCUAUAAAAGAUUGAUAGAUAUUUAUUAGACAGGUUCUCAGCUUGACGUGCUUUCUCUGGUAUAAAUCAAUGACCAUGUCUUGUACUUGAAGCAAUCUUGUGACCUUGAUUAUAAUAAUCACCAAGUGUCCAACAUUUGUGUCAUAUUAAAGGCUUGCUUUCAUAAUCAUAUAAGUCCAUUAAAUCUCCAAUGAUUGRUUGCACUUCAUCAAUAUGUAUAGUAUCGCACAUUGCCUUAAAAAAAAACAGAAGUGUUAAUAUUAUUCUUGACCCUUUAAUUAUUAAAUUCUAUGUACAACAAUAAAGGGGAGAAAGAGAUWAAUAAAUAGCAAACAGUACUGUACUUUGGCAUGAAUGCAUUCCAUGAAAAAGGAAUUACUACAUGUACAACAGGCUAUUAUAAAUAUAGAUAUUUUCAAUGAAGUAAAAAAUAAUAAGUUACUUUGUAAUGAAUAAGGUUAAUAAAACUGUUAACYUUAGUGAA
Molecule: messenger RNA, 3674 nt
Organism: Exaiptasia diaphana
Lineage: Eukaryota; Metazoa; Cnidaria; Anthozoa; Actiniaria; Aiptasiidae
Product: lon protease homolog, mitochondrial
Exons: 23
Coding region: 430-2946 (838 amino acids)
Biological process (GO): chaperone-mediated protein complex assembly; protein quality control for misfolded or incompletely synthesized proteins; mitochondrion organization
Cellular component (GO): mitochondrial matrix
Molecular function (GO): ATP hydrolysis activity; single-stranded DNA binding; serine-type endopeptidase activity
Source: RefSeq, a predicted model, not a curated record